AUGACUACGAAGCCGAUAAAAGAGGAACCACAUACGGGAUUAAGCUCGACGUUGUAUCUUACCACGGAACUUAUACCUAAAUUCACCGGUCAAGACAAAACCUAUUCAGUGUCUCGAUGGAUACAAGACGUCGAAGAGAAUGGUGAAAUAUGCGGAUGGACACCGCUUCAACAGCUACUGAUGGCACGGAGAUCUCUAGCAGGCACCGCACAACUCUGGAUACAAGCUGAACGCCCUCACAAAACAUGGGAGGAACUCAAGACGGCCCUGAGUAAGGAAUUUCCCGACACCGUCGACAUCAAGACCAUACACGAACUCAUGAGUCAGCGAAAGAAAAGACGUGACGAGAGUUGCAUCGACUAUAUGAUGGUCAUGAAGGAAUUAGGAAAGCGAGGAAAAUUUCCUGAUUACGUGGCUAUAAAAUACAUUGUUGACGGCAUUGUCGACCAUGAGACACAUAAAAUAAUGCUGUACGGAGUAACAACGUAUCCAGACCUAAAAGAGAAGCUCAAAAUCUACGAAAACAUUAAAGAAAAACUGAAGUUGGAACAUAGAAGUGCCUUUAGAAGUGAAAAGCGCAGUAUCAUUCAGCAAAAGUCUAAGAAAUGUUAUAAUUGUGGCGAUGGCAAUCAUUUAUCAGGAGACUGUCCGCAGAAGACACAAGGUCCAAAAUGCUUUCACUGCAACGAAUAUGGUCAUAUUUCACCGAUGUGCCCGCAUAGAAAAAACAUGGCGGUGGGCGGCCGCAAGGAAGAUAUGAGUACAAAUUCAAAUUCAUCAAAUGGCGCACUUUUGGCGAUAGAAGAAAUAAUCAUGGCGGCGGCGGCGCAUCGGCAAGUGGAAGUGGUGAACGAGUGA
Molecule: messenger RNA, 858 nt
Organism: Trichoplusia ni (cabbage looper)
Lineage: Eukaryota; Metazoa; Arthropoda; Insecta; Lepidoptera; Noctuidae
Exons: 1
Coding region: 1-858 (285 amino acids)
Molecular function (GO): nucleic acid binding; zinc ion binding
Source: RefSeq, a predicted model, not a curated record